Molecule: messenger RNA, 5102 nt
Organism: Scleropages formosus (Asian bonytongue)
Lineage: Eukaryota; Metazoa; Chordata; Actinopteri; Osteoglossiformes; Osteoglossidae
Gene: rabgap1
Product: RAB GTPase activating protein 1
Exons: 28
Coding region: 326-3547 (1073 amino acids)
Biological process (GO): regulation of GTPase activity
Molecular function (GO): small GTPase binding; GTPase activator activity
Source: RefSeq, a predicted model, not a curated record
AGCCGACGGCCUCAGCUUGUGUUUACAGCUUCUCUAUCAGUCACUGUAUGUAGUGCAACGUUAUGACAACCCUUUCUGGAAUUAAAAAGUAUACAGGAAUCAGGUAAAAAAGUAGCCCGGCUACAAACGUGCACUGCCUUCUGCUCCUGCAGUAGUGGUGAGAUCAUCCGAGGUAAAAUACCUGACAUGAAGUGCACUACCUGUUUACCACUGAUUGUCACAAGAGGAUCCUAUGCAUGAUGCACAAUACUUGUCACUUUGGUUAACAUCCACUGUGGUUUUAAUUACUUAACUCCAUUCAUGUGCUGCGCAUGGUUUAGCAGUCAUGGAUGACAAGGCUUCGGUUGGAAAAAUUAGCGUGUCGUCCGACUCGGUCUCCACCCUCAACAGUGAGGACUUUGUGCUGGUGUCCCGCCAGGGGGACGAGACGCCCUCCACUAAUAACGGUAGCGAUGACGAAAAGACAGGACUGAAGGUAAUUUCUGAGGAAGGUGUCAGCUUUAAGAUUGUUGGAAACGGCAGUGAGCAGCAGCUUCAGCGGGAGCUAGAGGAUGUGCUGAUGGACCCGUCGGUGGCCGAGCAGGCAGGUAGUGGGGAGCAGGCGGAGUCUGCAGGAGCUCCCACCGUGGCUACGGCUGCACCGGUAUGCUCCACUGCACCAGGUGCUCUGCCCAAACUGGACAUGUUGCUCCCAGUCCAGUCCACAAAGGAGGGCGAGUUUUUGUACAAGGAUGAUUCUUCUGAGCCCAGCACACCCGUGCCAGAUGAGGAUAGUGUGGUGUUCAGCAAGCUAACCUACCUGGGCUGUGCCUCCGUCAAUGCUCCCCGCAGUGAGGUGGAGGCCCUGCGCAUGAUUAGCAUUCUCCGCGGCCAGUGCCAAAUGCCCCUGGACGUCACACUCUCCGUACCUGGAGUCUCUGAGGGGACCGUCAGGUUGUUGGACCCUCAGAUGAGCACGGAAAUAGCAAACUACCCGAUCUAUAAAAUACUCUUCUGUGUGCGUGGCCACGAUGGAACACCUGAAAGUGACUGCUUUGCCUUCACAGAGAGCCACUCUAAUGCUGAGAUCUUCCGCAUCCAUGUCUUCCGCUGUGAAAUCCAGGAAGCGGUCAGCCGAAUCUUGUACAGCUUUGCCACGGCUUUCAGGCGGUCAGCCAGCAAGGCCCCUUUGGCUGCCCAGCCCCCGCCACUGACACCUGAUAGUGACGUUUUUACCUUCACUGUCAGCCUUGAGAUCAAAGAAGAUGAUGGGAAGGGUUCCUUCAGUGCUGUGUCAAAAGACAAAGAUAAGCAGAGCUUUAAGCUACGUCCAGGCAUGGAUAAGAAGAUUGUCAUCUAUGUUCAGCAGACCUCCAACAAAGAGCUGCAGAUUGAGAGGUGCUUCGGCCUCCUGCUGAGUCCAGGUAAAGAUGUGCGAAACAGUGACAUGCAUCUCCUUGAUCUGGAGUCUAUGGGGAAGAGCUCUGAUGGGAAGUCCUAUAUCAUUACGGGAAGCUGGAAUCCCAACACACCUCACUUUCAGUCUGUCAAUGAGGAGACCCCAAAAGAUAAGUUCAUGUACAUGACCACUGCUGUGGAUUUAGUCAUCACUGAAGUUGAAGAGCCAGUGCGGUUCCUUUUGGAAACGCGGGUUAGAGUCUGCUCACCCAACGAGAGACUCUUCUGGCCUUUUAGCAAGCGAAACUACACUGAAACCUUCUACCUGAAACUUAAACAGAUGGAGAGGAAGGACCGGAAGAGUAACACAGAUACACUGUAUGAGGUUGUCAGUCUGGAGAGUGAGUCUGAAAGAGAGAAGAAGAAGACCACUGCCAGCCCCAGCAUCCUGCCAUCUGCCUCCCAUGGUUCUAUGGUACCUUCACCCCCUGAGGAUGAUGAAGAGGAAGACAAUGACGAGCCUUUACUGAGCGGUUCAGGAGAUGUGUCAAAGGAAUGUGCUGAGAAGAUCCUUGAGACUUGGGGCGACCUGCUGUCCAGGUGGCACCUGAACCUAGCUGUGCGGCCCAAACAGCUUCCAGCACUGGUCCGCAGUGGUGUCCCAGAGGCACUGAGGGGAGAGGUGUGGCAGCUUCUGGCUGGUUGCCAUAACAAUGACCACCAAGUGGAAGAGUAUCGUACUCUCAUCACCAAGGAAUCUCCUCAAGACAGUGCCAUUACCAGAGAUAUUAACCGGACAUUCCCUGCACACGACUACUUUAAGGACACCGGAGGAGAUGGCCAGGACUCGCUAUAUAAGAUUUGCAAGGCAUACUCGGUGUAUGACCAGGAGAUCGGAUACUGCCAGGGACAGUCCUUCCUUGCUGCAGUGUUGCUGCUACAUAUGCCAGAGGAGCAGGCCUUCAGCGUGCUAGUCAAGAUCAUGUUUGAUUACGGUCUCAGGGAGCUUUUCAAGCAGAACUUUGAGGACCUUCACUGCAAAUUCUUUCAGCUAGAGCGACUCAUGCAGGAGUACAUCCCAGACCUGUACAAUCACUUCCUGAAUAUUAACCUGGAAGCGCAUAUGUAUGCCUCUCAGUGGUUCCUCACCCUCUUCACUGCUAAGUUCCCGCUCUACAUGGUGUUCCACAUCAUCGACUUGCUGCUUUGCGAGGGUAUCAGUGUCAUCUUCAAUGUGGCUCUGGCAUUGCUUAAGACGUCCAAGGACGACCUGCUUCAGACGGACUUUGAGGGUGCACUGAAGUUCUUUCGGGUCCCAGUCCCAAAGCGUUACCGGUCCGAGGAAAAUGCUAAGAAGCUGAUGGAGCUGGCCUGUAGCAUGAAGAUCAGUCAGAAGAAGCUGAAGAAGUUUGAGAAGGAGUACUACAUGAUGAGGGAGCAGCAGGCCCAGCAGGAGGAUCCCAUUGAGAGAUAUGAGAGGGAAAACCGGCGACUGCAAGAGGCCAACAUGCGGCUAGAGCAGGAGAAUGAUGACCUGGCCCAUGAACUUGUCAGCAGCAAGAUCGCUUUGAGAAAGGACCUGGACAAUGCAGAAGAGAAGGCUGAUGCCCUCAACAAGGAGCUACUUUUGACCAAACAGAAGCUGGUGGAAUCUGAGGAUGAGAAGAGGAGGCUGGAGGAGGAAUCGGGAAAGCUUAAGGAAAUGUGCCGACGAGAGCUGGACAAGUCAGAGUCUGAGAUCAAGAAGAACGGUUCCAUUAUAGGCGAAUACAAGCAGAUCUGCUCUCAGCUCAGUGAGCGUCUAGAGAAGCAGCAGGCAGCCAAUAAGGGGGAGCUGGAGAAGAUUCGGCAAAAGGUGGAGGGCUGUGAGAAGUGCAGUGUGCUCUUCAACAAGGAGGGCCGUCUGAAGGUGCCGAGUGCCACUAAGGAGGGCAGCGAGGAGGACACGGAUGAGGAGAAGGAGGCGCUCAAGAACCAGCUGAGGGAGAUGGAGUUGGAGCUGGCCCAAACAAAACUGCAGCUGGUGGAAGCUGAGUGCAAGAUCCAGGACCUAGAGCAUCAUUUAGGUCUCGCCUUGAAUGAAGUCCAAGCAGCAAAGAAGACCUGGUUCAACAGGACGUUAAGCUCCAUCAAGACUGUGACCGGUGCCCAGGGAAAAGAGACAACCUAAAUUGAAGGGGGAGUAGGGCAUGAGACUGACAUCCCGUCCCUCUUUUCCCCUUCCCCAACGCUGGUCAGAGGUACCCUCCCACUCACGGGACCAGAGAGAAUUCUCAGCGGGGUUUUUAAAGGACAAUGUUCAUAGGGUAAAACUGCCCCGAAUGACAAAAUGUACUUAUAAAAAAAUAUAAGGCUUUAACAUUAGAGGAGUCUAUAUACUACUGAUAUUUAAAGGUAAGGAGAUGGCCAUAGAGGUGCCUGAAACUGUCCUUACAGACUUGGAAAAACACUCCAUUUACUGACCUGCUCGAGACUACUUGCACAAAAAUCCAGUUGAAAUUUAGGUACGAGUGCUAACAGCCUCCUUUUCAAACUUGUUAGCUUUUCUGAUUUUGUUUAACAAUACUUUUUGUUUUGUAUUUACACAUACAUUCAUUUGUAUAGAUGUGUGUGGGUGUGUGUAUGUGCGUUUGAGAGCCAAAUGGAUUUCCUGUGCAGUUUUUACCAUGAGAAAUUUAAAUAAAAGAGGUUGGUGCCAUUUAAUGGUAGGGGCAAUGUUACGAAACCUUAGCGAUGAUUGAGGUGAAGUAGUUUACUCGCUGACCAUUGCUGUAAUUGUAGAAAACUGCUUGAGAGUUACUUGAUGCUGGACCACUAGUUCAGACUCCAACUGCGGUCAAAGACUGUCUUCCUUGUAUGUGGAUUUGGGCCAGAAUAGUCGUUGUAGACAUGAGGUCAGUGGGCCAGCAGAGCUCAGAUUAUUUUGACACUCCCCUGUCAAAGCCUCCAUGUGUGAAAGAGCCUGACCCAGAGAGACCCUCCUAGGGGCCAGGAAGGACAGGCGAGCUCUGACCAUCCCACUGCAGGAGGCCAUGGUGCGAAGCUUGAAUGUUGGCAUGUUGAUCUGUGUGCCGUUGAUGGUUGGUCUUGGGUAAAAAGUUGGCGAACUCUGUGUGUGUGUGUGUGUGUGUGUGUGUGUGUGUGUGUGUGUGUGUGUGUGUGUGUGUGUGUGUGUGUGUGUGUGUGCGCGCGUUAAUGCUAGUGAGGAGGGUCUCUUACAGAUGUGUUGUAGUCAAGGAGUGGGAAAUCAUAGCACCUUGUUUGUAUUUGCAAUGGCUUCUGGCUGGCUCAAGUCUGUGUUGAUGUUAGUGGAGAGACUUUACUGAGAAACAGUUCACUCUGACAGGCACUGGUUUGUAUAUAUGAGGCACAUGAGUUUAUGUUGUAUUUCUACUUUCCUUGGUAACUGUACUAAUGUUGCCUAAUGUACCGCAUUACAGAUAUAACAUGUCUAUGCUCAGUGCUUUUGUCUUAAAUGUCCAACCGCUGUCACAUUCAUUACAAGCCAAAAUGUACCUUCCUCCAGCAUUAUGAAAGUGUGGACAUUGUAAUAGAUAUAGAUUGCAUUGUGUAUACUUCAUGCAUUUAAAUAUAUACUAAAAAAAAAAAAAAAAGCUAUGAAAACAAACUGUCGCGUCUCAUUUCCCCCCCAAGUGAAAUGACAUGUCAGUCUUCAUCUUACUUCUAUGUGCCUCAUCAAUUUUGGACACGGCAGAUCAUACAGG